Messenger RNA from Pseudogymnoascus verrucosus, 1263 nucleotides. RefSeq lists its product as uncharacterized. Gene Ontology annotation, molecular function: oxidoreductase activity. The record is from RefSeq and is a predicted model, not a curated record. Lineage: Eukaryota; Fungi; Ascomycota; Leotiomycetes; Thelebolales; Thelebolaceae. The transcript has 2 exons. The coding region runs from base 85 to 1113 and encodes 342 amino acids.
CGAACGAUGUGAAGAUAAUGAUUCAAUUAACUAUCGUAGUCUUCUCUCUAAAAUGUAGUAUAUAGCAUCUAGUUGUUGCCCUCGAUGUCUCUCCUCCACAACCUCACCACCAACCUCGUACCCAACUUCUUCACUUCCAUAGCCAAAAACUUAACAACCACCGCUGCAAAAAUGCCUCUCGUAGACGCCCUCAUUAUCGGCGCUGGCCCUGCCGGCUUGUCAGCGGCCCUUGCCCUCGCGCGCCAGCUUCACACCGCGAUAGUCUUCGACAGCUCGCUCUUCCGCAACGCGCGCUCGGCGCACAUGCACACCAUCCCGACAUGGGAUCACAAGGACCCCGCGGCCUUCAGGGGCGCAACGCGCGCCGAGAUCUUGGAGCGAUACAACACGAUCUCAUUUGAGGACUGUGAGGUCGCCAAGAUCGAGAAGACGGCCACAGGGGACUUCGCAGCUACGGCUGCUGACGGGACAGCAUUCACAGGCAGGAGAGUCUUGCUUGCCACUGGUGUCACGGAUCUGGCGCUUGGUAUCAAGGGUUACGAUGACUGCUGGGGUCGAUCUAUCUACCACUGCCUCUUCUGCCACGGCUAUGAAGAUGCUGGAAAGCCAUCCUCUGGUGUCCUUGCUCUCGGCGAGAACUCCGCCCCUGCGGUAGCCGCUGCCCUCGCCCGCAGUGCCAGGCAAAUCACCUCCAAAGUCGUCAUCUACACCUCCAACAACCCUACCGUAAAGUCCUCCGUCGAUGCCCUCCUCGGCCCCAAAGAUAGCGCCAUCACGACCGACGACCGAGAGGUCACCUCCUUCGCUCUCGGCGCUGAAGGCAACGGGAUCUCUAUCACCUUCGCAGAUGGAAGCACAGUCCAAGAGGCCUUCCUCGCGCACAAGCCGCCCACAAAGCUCAAUGGUCCGUUUGCGGAGCAGUUGGCAGUGGAGCUGGCGCCUGGAGGGGAUAUCAAGGUGGCGCCACCAUUUGGGGCCACGAGUGUCAAGGGGGUAUAUGCGGCGGGAGACUGUGCGACGCCGAUUAAGAGUGUCAUCCAGGCAAUGCAUAUGGGGACAUUCGCGGGGGUGGGGAUUGCGCAUGAUUUGCAGGCCGAGGGGCCGAAGUUGUAGUGCGACGACCGCCGAAGGAAGAUAUAACUUGGUCGUCCAUUGUAUAGGCCAUUGAGAGUGGUAAAUUGCGAUGAGUUCAUGGUGGAUAGUUCAGAGAACAAUACCUAGCACAUUCGUUCCCAUUAGAGAAAACACUUCGAUUCCACACCA